UUGACCCCAUUACCUCUCCCAUUCCCAGAAAAGAAGAAACCGAGCAGAGGAGAAACGGGAAGGAAGGGGAGGAGGAGAAGAAGGGAAGAGGGUAAGGAAAGAUGUACGGGUACGCGAGCGUGGAGAAGGCGGCGGGAGGGGACUUGGAGGCCGGGACGCUGUACCCGGGCCUCUCCCGCGGCGAAAACGAGCUCCGGUGGGGCUUCGUCCGCAAGGUGUACGGCAUCCUCGCCGCUCAGCUCCUCCUCACCACCGUCGUCUCUGGUGCUACCGUCCUCAAUGCCUCCAUUAAUAAGCUGCUCACCGGCAACUCCGGCCUCGCGCUCGGCUUGGCCCUCCUCCCGCUUUUCUUAAUGUUCCCACUGUAUCUUUAUCAACAAAAGCACCCACUGAAUUUCUUAUUUCUGGGGCUGUUCACUUUAUGCCUAAGCCUGAGCGUGGGUGUGGCUUGUGCAAAUACCCAAGGAAGAAUUGUGCUUGAGGCAUUGAUUUUAACUUCCGCUGUUGUUGCAUCCUUAACUGGAUAUACUUUCUGGGCUUCAAAGAAGGGCAAGGACUUUAGCUAUCUUGGACCAAUUUUAUUCGCUGGUCUUCUUGUUCUUCUUCUUACAAGUUUUAUCCAGAUACUCUUUCCACUUGGGUCUACAUCGGUUGCUAUCUUUGGUGGGCUCGGGGCUAUCAUCUUCUCAGCUUUUCUGGUCUACGACACGGACAACUUGAUAAAGCGCUACAACUAUGAUGAGUACAUAUGGGCAUCAGUUGUUCUCUACCUAGACAUCCUCAAUCUGUUUCUUUCCCUCCUGAACUUGCUGAGAGGCAUGCAGUCAGAUGGCUAGGAAGGAGUAACUAAAAUAACGGUGCCGCUUGAAUGAAGUUCAUCUGAAUACAACUUCACCUGUUUCUGUUUUAUCUCAAUUUGAUGUCUGUAGUAUCCGUUUUGUCGAAGUGUUCACAGGGUCAUAUAUCAUUAUGUUGUACAUGGAGGAUUUCUGCAAAUAAUGGAGCUAGUUAAGGGCUCUUUCGUUAAGUACUUUCUUUUCUUUUCUUUUCCUUUUUUUGGUUGUCAGUUGUAACCUAAAUGCUAGCCCAUAAUGCUUUCCCAAUAUUAGUGUGCAUACUAUUCUGGGCAGUUUUUUUUU
Molecule: messenger RNA, 1139 nt
Organism: Elaeis guineensis (African oil palm)
Lineage: Eukaryota; Viridiplantae; Streptophyta; Magnoliopsida; Arecales; Arecaceae
Product: BI1-like protein
Cellular component (GO): membrane
Source: RefSeq, a predicted model, not a curated record